This is a messenger RNA of Salvelinus fontinalis (brook trout), 4856 nucleotides long. RefSeq names its product ribonucleotide reductase M2 b (gene rrm2b). Gene Ontology annotation, molecular function: ribonucleoside-diphosphate reductase activity, thioredoxin disulfide as acceptor. NCBI's taxonomy places the organism in Eukaryota, Metazoa, Chordata, Actinopteri, Salmoniformes, Salmonidae. The coding region runs from base 16 to 1224 and encodes 402 amino acids. Gene Ontology annotation, cellular component: cytosol. The transcript is spliced from 9 exons. The record is from RefSeq and is a predicted model, not a curated record. Gene Ontology annotation, biological process: deoxyribonucleotide biosynthetic process.
CCGGCACUUCUCGCGAUGUUACGCCUCUGGGUUGAGAAACGCUGUGACCAGACCAAAGACAACACCGGGAACUCGAGCAGGAGCCACUUCGCUGCUUUACUGUUGGUUGUUCACGAAAUGGACUGCUCAAAUCUAACGAAUGUACUCACAGAGUCCAAGGAUUACCAGGUGACUGUAUGCUGUAAGAUGAAGAAGCUGGGGUCUUGUUUCGUACAGAACAGCCAUAAAGACGCAGCCCAGCAGCACAGCAGCAUAGAGGAUGAACCCUUACUCAGAGACAACCCCAGGCGUUUUGUCAUCUUCCCAAUCCAGUACCCUGACAUCUGGAGGAUGUACAAACAGGCCCAGGCCUCCUUCUGGACAGUGGAAGAGGUGGAUCUAUCUAAGGACCUGGCACACUGGGACAACUUGAAGCCUGAUGAGAAACACUUCAUCUCUCACAUCUUAGCUUUCUUCGCUGCCAGCGACGGCAUCGUCACCGAGAACCUUGUCCAGAGGUUUAGUCAGGAGGUGCAGCUUCCAGAGGCCCGAUCCUUCUAUGGGUUCCAGAUCCUCAUAGAGAACGUCCACUCUGAGAUGUAUGGCAUGCUCAUCAACACUUACAUCAGAGACUCUGAGGAGAGGGAGCAUUUGUUCAAUGCCAUCCAGACUAUGCCGUGUGUGAGAAGGAAAGCAGAAUGGGCCAUCCAGUGGAUCUCUGACACCAAAUCCACCUUUGGGGAGCGGAUCGUAGCGUUCGCUGCAGUGGAGGGCAUCUUCUUCUCUGGGUCGUUCGCUGCUGUUUAUUGGUUGAAGAAGAGAGGCCUGAUGCCUGGGCUCACCUACUCCAACGAGCUCAUCAGCAGGGACGAGGGCCUGCACUGUAACUUUGCCUGUCUGUUGUACAGCUACAUAGUGAAGAAACCGUCAGAGGACAGGGUAAAGGACAUUAUCACCAAAGCUGUCAGCAUCGAGCAGGAGUUUCUGACCGAGGCCUUACCUGUGGAUCUGAUUGGGAUUAAUGGUGUGCUGAUGAAGCAGUACAUUGAGUUUGUGGCAGACCGUUUACUCCAAGACCUGGGAUUGGCCAAGGUCUAUCUGACAGAAAACCCCUUUGACUUCAUGGAGUCCAUCUCACUGGAAGGGAAAACCAACUUCUUUGAGAAACGUGUGGCUGAGUACCAGAGGUAUGGAGUGAUGUCGAACACCAUGAACUGUGACUUCACCCUGGAUGCAGACUUCUAGUUUUAAACACAUUGUUCCACGUGAAGAAAAAGAAGAGGCUUCAGGAGUUCCACGACAACCUCCGAUGCGAUUGGAGGGGAAUCCUGAUUGGAGGGGAAUCCUGAUUGGAAGAAUUAUAACCACAUAGGUGCUGAGUGGCAUAACAUCAAUCCAAGUACAGACACUCGUGUGGGUUUGAAAAUGAAAAAGGCCACCCAUUGUUACACUAUUGACCUGUAUAUUGAAUUUACAUUUGUUCUAUUUGAUCUUGAUUAAACAAGGACCUCACACUGACAAUAGCAACAAUACCAGUGAACCAAUGCAAUGUUUUUAAUAAGUGUAACGGAUGUGAAAUGGCUAGCUAGUUAGCGGUGGUGCGCGCUAAUAGCCUUUCAAUCGGUGACGUCACUCGCUCUGAGACCUUGAAGUAGUGGUUCCCCUUGCUCUGCAAGGGCUGCGGCUUUUGUGGAGCGAUGGGUAACGAUGCUUCGAGGGUGGCUGUUGUCGAUGUGUGCAGAGGGUCCCUGGUUCUCGAGCCCAGGUAGGGGCGAGGAGAUGGACAGAAAGAUAAACUGUUACAUAAGGACUUAUUGAUCAAUGCCUUUUGUUUGUUUUAUAAAAGGAAUACUGCUCAGUCUCUCUCUCUCUCUGAUAAUCAUUUGUUCUAGGUGCAUAGCUAGAACUAUUAGGAAGAAUGUGUAGUGUUUGUGUGUUUGCAAAAUGUGCACGACACCACCAUAUUUUCCUUUGUAUCCCAUCUGCUUCUACAUAUUUCCAGCUCCAUCACUUAUCAAUGCUUUCUUUUUGUAGACAGCUUGCCACUGUCAAAUGAAGGCCCCUCCCCCUGACGCGAGCUCGUUGGUAGUGCUGGCAGUGGCUAUGCUACAUGCUAGCUGACGUUUUGAAAAGAUGGCAACGGACUGGCAAGCUUUAACUGAUUAGGCCAAGUUAAUAUCCGGUCGUCUCAGAGAGCUGUUAUCCUCCGGGCCGUGAUAUGUCUGAUCGUAGUUUGGGGUGGAAUUGGGUCUGACGCCUGAGCUUUACCCGUCAUGGGUGAUUUUUCUCCACGGCGGCGGACUCUUCGGUGGGGAAAAGGCGAGGGGCUCCGGUUACUCAAGACGGGGGCUCCGGUUACUCAAGACGGAUCAAGUGAAUACAAUUGUGAAGCACGAGGAACAAAAGAAGACAAAAAAUAUAUCAGGAAAAGGUGCACACAUUUAGCUAUCUGUAAAUAGGAAUUGUCGUAGCAUUGGUAACUUUUUUUUUGCUGUGUAGCUUUGUGUUGUUGGCUGGCUAGCGUGUCAACUUGCUAAUAUUAGCCGCUAGCUAGCUUAGUUUGCUAUUGUUAAGUACUGACUUUGUUUUGAUAGCUUAGUUUCCAGCUAGUUAGCUAGCCAUGUUCAUUAGCAUUAAUGUUUUCAUUCGUGUUUUCAAUUUCAUGUAAAUCAUAAAUUACGUUUUCAUCCUAGCCUACUAACGUUACUAGGUAGAUAUGCUGGUCUAGCUAGCUAACAUUAGGUAGUCAACUGAUCUGCGUAAUUAGAUCUGGCUAGAUAAUCACUUAGUAUAAUCUGGCUAGCUAACAGUAGCUUGUCUGAUCACUGUCAGCCUGCCUGAUGUCUAGAUUGCUUUCUCAUGGUAUUUGUGCAAGUCACACACACGGCCCAGUAACAGUUACUCAGUUUGUUGUUUCCCUGCCUACAGAAGGCUCAGUCUAACUGGCGGACAGUUCCAGAGCCGCAGGAGGAAGUGAGAGAAGAAAUCUCUAAACCUUCCCCAGAGAUUAAAACUGAAAAGGUUUUGUAGCUGCCAUAGAGCCACAAAUAACACCACAGUCUUUUGAAACAGUUUAUUAGAAUGUGUUUUUUAAUAUUUUUUUUCACCCCUUUUCUCCCCCUCUUUCAUUGUAUUCAAUUGAUAGUUAGUCUUGUCCCAUCGCUGCAACUCCCGUACGGACUCGGGAGAGGUGACGGUUCGAGAGCCGUGAUUAACACAAUGCCCACUUAACCCGGAAGCCAGCCGCACCAAUGUGUCGGAGGAAACACCUGGCGACAGUGUCAGCGUUCAUUGCGCCCGGCCCGCCACAGGUGUCGCUAGUGCGCGAUGGGACAAGAACAUAUCUGCCGGCCAAACCCUCCCCUAACACGGACGACGCUGGGCAGCCUACGACAGAGCCUGGACUCGAACCAGGAUCUCUAGUGUAAAAUGGUAUAGAAUCAGCUUGAUUAUCUCUGUCGAAAACGCUUGAACCUUCUUUUUUUAUAUUUUCAGUGGAAUUGUUAACUAACACGCCUCUAAAGAAAAAUGAGAAUUAAAAACAGUUUCAGCCCUUUGUUUGUCUGUGAUCUUGCGGAGUUACUCCACCUCAAGAAUUGCAUUUGACAAAAGGCUCGGCACACACAUACUCAGGCUGACUGGCAAUCGUUCAGGCAAAUGAGAAAUAAGUGCACUCCGGCUAUCCGGAAGGCCAAAGUUAGUUACUUUAAUGAGCAGUCCUCUCUCUGUGGGUCUAACCCCAAGAAGUCCUGGAGAAUAAGCCCUCCUCUCAGCUUCCCGUGUCCCUUAAUGUUGAUGAUGUGGUUGUUACUGACAAGAAGCACAUGGCUGAGCUCUUUAAUCACCACUUCAUUAACAGGAUUCCUAUUUGACUCAGCCAUGCUUCCUUGCCUGUCCAACAUUUCCUCAUCCCCCACCCCUUCUAAUGCGACUAUCCCCGAUGCUUCUCCCUCUUUUCCCCAUGCCCCGCUACAAAGUUUCUCCCUGCAAGUACUUGGGAGCAUGGCUAUACGGUACACUGUCCUUCUCUCAGCACAUAUCAAAGCUGCAAGCUAAAGUGAAAUCUAUACUUGGUUUCCUCUAUUGUAAUCGCUCCUCUUUCACCCCAGCUGCCAAACUAACCCUGAUUCAGAUGACCAUCCUACCCCUGCUAGAUUACAGAGACAUCAUUUAUAGAUCAGCAGGUAAGGGUGCUCUCGAGCGGCUAGAUGUUCUUUGCCAUUCAGCCAUCAGAUUUGCCACCAAUGCUCCUUAUAGGACACAUCACUGCACUAUAUACUCCUGUAAACUGUUCAUCUCUGUAAACCUGUUGCAAGACACACUGGUUGAUGCUUAUUUAUAAAACCCUGUUAAGCCUCCCUCCCCCCUAUCUGAGAUAUCUACUGCAGCCCUCAUCCUCCACAUACAACACCCGUUCUGCCAGUCACAUUCUGUUAAAGGUCCCCAAAGCACACACAUCCCUGGGUCGCUCCUCUUUUCAAUUCGCUGCAGCUAGCGACUGGAACGAGCUGCAACAAACACUCAAACGGGACAGUUUUAUCUCCAUCUCUUCAUUCAAAGACUCCAUCAUGGACACUCUGAUUGACAGCUGUAGCUGUUUCACGUGAUGUAUUGUUGUCUCUACCUUCUUGCCCUUUGUGCUGUUGUCUGUGCCCAAUAAUGUGUGUACCAUGUUUUGUGUUGCUACCAUGUUGUGUUGUUGUCUUGGGUAUUUCUUUAUAUAGUGUUGCGUCUCUUGUUGUAAUGUGUGUUUUUGUCAUUUAUAUGCCUUUUGUUUGGCCGUCAUUGUAAACAAGAAUUUGUUCUUAACUGACUUGCCUAGUUAAAUAAAGUUUUAAAAUAUGUAUAUAAUAAAUGUUGUCUUAGGUCCCUCUUUA